GUUAUCUUCGUAUUUUGUUGUUUUGUUACUUAACUAUUUAACUACUUUAGUUCUUAAUUCUUUGAUAUUUCUCAGAUUCUCACAAUAAAGUGAGGUGAGUGUACCUAGUUGUGCAUAAUAUGUCACAGCAGCUAGAAUUAUUAAUAGAAAAUCAAUUGCAAUGGACUACGGUAUCAUAUGUUGCACCAGAAUUACAGAUGAAGGAAAUAAAACCGUUUGUAUUAUUGUCCCUUAAAGAGUUAGAAGGCAAACCAGACAGUAGAACAUCAAGUUUGAUGAAUAUAGAUAAGUUUGCUGCUGUGAGAGCAGUAGUUCGACAUGUUUCAAGGCUCAGGUCAGCUACCAAGGUGGCAUGGAGUGAAGAUGAUAUGAGACUGUUCUUAGAUGGGCUUAAAUUUCCACCCGAAUGUGUGAAUGAAUUGGUUGGACUGUUUUGCAGAGAUGACCUAUACGAGAAUAUACCGAAACAUUUAAGGAUUAAACCGGGCAUAUCUGGAGUGCAAUGGAAAAUUGAUGUUUCUUUAAGUCAAAAUAACAUCAGAAAUGAAAUGGCAUCCGCUGAAAGUGUUAAAGAGAUAAUGUACAGAGAUACACAGGUUAUAUUGCAGUUGCAACUGACAGAUGGCGCCAGUUAUGUGUAUAGAUUGAGUCUAAGCAAAUUCCAUGAGAUGAGGUACACAAUAGCGAACGCUUUGAAGAGUAUUAUUGUAUUGGAGAAGAGGAAGUGUAUGCGGGAAUGACAUCUGUGGUAGAAGACUCAUAUUCAAAUUCAAAUAUUUUUAUUCAAAAUAGGAUGUGAUCACUUAUUGAAAGUCAAAAACUACGACCCAUUACAAAGAGAAUGUCUCAGACCUGAGAAGAAUGGGCGCAACAAACUCAGCAGGCUUUUUUUUUCAUCAAAAAGUUAGUCAAAGUAAUAUUGUACAGUUAAACUUAUUAUUUAAUAGCCUGAGGGCGGUCGCUCCAUUCCCAAUCUGUGGAAUCAUUAAGAAAGUAAUUUAUGUUAUAGUAACCUUUAUCACACCUUUUUUUAACAAUUCUUUUGAAUAUCGUAAUACUUUUGUUUUCAACAUUUUCUGGGAUCUUGUUAUAAAAGAAUAUACCGCCCCACAAAAGACUUACUCACUCGACUUAGCCGAGUAGUGGGCAUAACAAGUUUAUGUUUGUUCCUCGUGUUAAAAUUAUGAUUGUAACAGUUACACAUAAUAGACUAUACAACGGCCAACGAGACGAGAUAAAGAAUGUAAACAAACGGACCGUUACUGAGUUACAUUGAUAUAGCGAAUGAUUAUUAUCGAUGUCUCUAUACUAGUACGCAGUAAUGUCGUCAGUUGGUCGAGGGCAGCUUUCGUUGCAUGUUUCGUGGUACAAGAAAGCAGUCAGUACCGCAGUUAUCAACAUUUGGUCCGCCAUUUUGUGAAAAUAUUUAUUCCUGUUUGAAUUAUUUUAUUUAUUACUUAGUGUUUUUGUUAUUAUUAAUCCAUUACUGUUAUUGUGAGUAGUUGUUGAUUUUAAAUAUGGAAUUACAGCCUGGAAGCUCUAGACAAUCUUUGAAAUAUAUCAAUUCUUUUCAAUAGUCAAACGUAUAGAUGAAAAUGUUUUGAAUCCCUGAAUUUUUGUUUACAUUUUUUAUCUCGUCUUGUUGGCCAUACUGGCACUAAAAAGAGAUGCCUUUGUACUGUUUAUGUCCGCGACAUAUACGAUAUUCUAUCCUUAAAUCAUAUCACGGUGAGCUACGUUAUAGCGUUGAUAGUAAUAGGUCGCUUGGCAUUGUUAGGGCAAGUGUAAACGGUACUGGCACGCCUCCUCUCGUAACUAUGUAGGUGGGACGUUACUACACAGCCGAUAGUGUUAGCCACAAUCCCUCGUCACAAUGUUGAAUUUACAUAAAAAUAGUUGUAUGCGUCUACAAAUAUCGCAUGCGAUUUAAACGUUAAACUAAUACAUUGUCAUACUUUAAACAACAAUACUCACAAUCGCCUAUUAAAAGGUCGCCAAAAUGUCUAAGAGGCGUGGUGUAGAUCUACAUAUUUACUUUUAACUUAAAGUUAAAACACUCAUUCAAAUUAACACCUUAUUUCGUGGCAGUAAAGUUCAGUCUAUUGUAUACGCUCAUUGAUUGUAUGGAUGUAUUUUGUUUAAAAAAGUAAAACGAUUAAAAAGUUACAUCAUUUUGCUAAUUUAAAGUGGCAUUUACCGGAAAUAUGACACUCCAUCCUUUUUAAAUUUUUAGAUGCUAUUAUUUGGACAGUUUUGCGUGGCGUUGUAUUCAAAGCGCGGUCAAAACACAACUGAACGAAAACUGCCCAAUAGACGCGUAGGAUUUGCUUCAGACAAUUCUUGAGGGUGUUUGUGAGUCUAAUUAACAUUGAAUAGUGAAAUUUAAUAAAAGUGCGUGCUAGUUCGAUUAUUCGAUAGAACUUGGCAAGGAAAUAUACUAGUGUAAUACUGACAGUGGGGCAACGUCGCGGCGUUUUGAGAGAGAGUUGGCAACGCCUUUUGUAACUGUAUUGCGGCUGCGGUACUGUGCUGUCAAGCGCCCUUAUGUAAAGAUGAUAUCGCUAACAUCAAGGGCCAUUAUGUUCCAGUCAAUUAUAAUCAUAAAAAAAAAUGUGAUUUCCUUAUAAAGAACAAACUAGACAGUCGUCUAAAUCCAUAAAUAAUGUAGGUAGAUAAAAAUGUUUGUAAGCUUUUAAAGCUAUUGUUGUGGUUUAUUAUAUUUGAAAGAUUCUGUAAUUGUUGCCAAAAUAUCACUGUUAAAAUCUUAAUUAUAGAUGUAAGGUAAAACUGUCCUGUAUAAUAUUCUAACAUAUUCGUAUUCUUUAAGAAAAGUUAUUCAAUAAGUGCGCACGUGUAGAUCGUAUACGAAAACUGACUAACCAAUGUGUUACGAAUCCAUCGCACCAAAAAGUGACACGUACGAUUAAAUUAAAUGAGAUUUACAAAACUAACGUAAAUAUUACACUUAGAUACACAAUUAGCCAAAGUAAGUAGGUACGAAAUUCUCGCGUCUAAAUGUGAAUUGUAAGGUGCAACUGGAGUUACUUAUUUUAAGUAUUUAAAUGUAACUUUAUUUAUAUUAUGAAUUUUUUAUAUACACAUUGUUUGCGUAGAGUUGUUUAGUAUAAGAUCAUACAAUAUAACACCCUGCGCUUGACAACACCUGUGUCCCCUGUACACCUGAACUCCUAUGCAUUUGACGAAAAGCGACGUACGACGAUCGCUGCUCCGAGAUUUGUUGUGAUAAGUAUUUAUCGACUCUCGGCUAACAAACUAUGGUAGUAAUAAUUCUGUGCCUUUACAUUCCAUUUCUGUGAUAUGAACAUAUGUAUAAGGGCUCACACACACGACGGAGCAAGCUUUAAUGAAGCUCAGCGUAAAAAAAAUCAAGUUGAUUAGUUCUCUUUGUGCAAAAUGUUAUUUUUUUUAAAUACUAAGUCUGUUACAAGAAUCUUAUAAUUUAUAAUAUAAUUUUAUAACUGAGGGGCAAAAUGCUCAGCUAUAUCCAUUAGAGCGCGUGCAACGCAGAGCUGCUCGAAUUGUCGGAGACCCAGUGCUCUGUGAACGGCUGGAUCAUUAGGCGUUGCGUAGAGACGUCGCUUCAUUGUGUGUCUUCUACCGCAAUUAUCACGGGGAGUGUUCCGAAGAGCUGUUUAACCUGAUUCCUGCCGCCGAAUUCCACCUUCGCACGACACGCCACAAGUUAGGAUAUCAUCCCCACCAUCUGGAUGUGUGGCGGUCUUCCACAGUGUGAUUUUCAAGGAGCUUUCUUCCUCGUACUACAAACCUGUGGAAUGACGUUCCUUGUGUGGUGUUUCCGGGACGAUACGACAUGGGUACCAUCAAAAAAAGCGCGUACACCUUCCUUAAAGGCCGGCAACGCUCUUGUGACCUGUACGCUCGUUUGUCCUCCUAUUCCAUAAACAAAAAUCUACACAAAGAAAGUCUUAUAACGAUAUCUGUUAAUUUUAAUGUAGAAUUCUGAACAUAAACAUCGUGUGUGUCAGCCCUCAAGUAUUUAAUAAGAAAAUUAUUUUCUCUAUUCUUGGUAAUUGUUAUUUAAUAUGUUUGUUAGUUUCGUGUUAAGACAUAAACCGUUAUAAUGUAUUACUGAUUCAUCUAGUUUUUCAUACAAUCAUAAUAUGUAAUAAGUUGUUUAUGUAAACAAUAAUUACUAUAACCGUUGCUCUGUAAAGAGCUUUAUAUGUAAAGAUGUUUUAUUUUAUAUUCAAUGAGUGAAUAUAAAAUGAGUGUAUAGGCAGGGUUGCCAGAUUAUAAUUUGAUAAAAGAUUGGUCGAAAAAUGAGGAUUGUUUGUAAAAAAGGAGAGAGAAUUCACAACUAAAAUUUUUUUUUCGCGUUAUUUUAAUGAUAUUAAGCUGAGCUGCCAAUUUUUACAAGAAGUUCUUGAGUUUUCAAGAAAUAAUUAUGUGAAUUUUAACAAGUCAUGUUUUUGAACUUGUAUCAUCUAAGAAUUUAAGAUUUAACUGACUGCACUUACCGCCGUUCCCAAUAUAUUAUCUACAGAUAGAGAUAAAUUACUACCUUCAACUGUCAGUAAUUAUCUGUCAAUUAUCUGAAGCUGUCCCAAUAUACCCAAUAAGUCUUUCUUAUCGCCUUAUAUUGAGACACGUGAAUUGCAAUUUCCAUAUAAAUUUCUAGCGCUGGUAAGCUAUACGUCGUCCCAUUGACAGACAGCGUGUACGGAUAGGGUGAGUUACCGUCGAUAUUUUAUUGGGACAGAAAAGUCAACGAUAGUUACGUUUUUUUAUCUCAAGUAAGCCACAACCGGAGAUUGACUGAAUAUUGGGAUUCUCGUUAGUCUAUACCUCUUUUUGAGUAUUAAACAGUGAAAACCCUACCCUAAAAAAUUUCGCGAGCAGGAGAAUUUACCUACAGCAGGUACGUAAGGGAGGACAAGAGGACAAAAUUUUGGAUUUUUGGAUACCAUCUGGCAACCCAAAGUUAAAGCUGUCGAAUGAAAGAUCAAGAUAAAUUAUAUGAUCCUCCGGCACCGUUCCUGUGAUUCCUCUGGUGGGGCAAGAUAAUGUGGCCGGCGGUGAUCACUUAACACCAGGUGACCCGUGCGUUUGUUUGUCCUUUUCCAUAAAAAAAAUGAUAUUGUCAAUACUGCGAAAAAGGGUUAAAGAUGAAUUAUUAUACAAUGAUAAUUAUGUAUUUGAAUGUAUGAAUUGAUAUAAUGAUAUGUAAUAUAUAUUAUUUUUGUAACUAAAAUAAAAGCAUAAAAAUUUAA
Messenger RNA from Leptidea sinapis, 5252 nucleotides. RefSeq lists its product as uncharacterized. The record is from RefSeq and is a predicted model, not a curated record. The transcript is spliced from 4 exons. NCBI's taxonomy places the organism in Eukaryota, Metazoa, Arthropoda, Insecta, Lepidoptera, Pieridae. Bases 120 to 740 code for a protein of 206 amino acids. Gene Ontology annotation, cellular component: nucleus.